AUGUCUCAAGAUACAAUAAGAAUUGUAGUAUGUGGUGAUGAGUUUGUUGGAAAGUCUUCCCUCAUAGCUUCUUUGAUAAAAGAAAAAUUUGUGUCUAAUAUACAAAGAGUAAUACCCCCGGUAACAAUAUCUCGAGAUGAUUAUACAAACAGUUUAUCAGAUUAUGUAUCUGAGACUGGAAAUAGCAACUCAGAUCCAAAUAGAUCUAAAACAAAAUACACUAGAAAUGGAUUUAAGGAUAGUGAUAAUAUAAAUCAGAAUGUGCUGAAAUAUGUUCCGCAAACAACAACAAUAAUUGAUACUACAUCUUCUGAUAAGACAACGCUACAGAAAGAAUUGAAGCGGGCUGAUGUAAUAUGGUUGGUUUAUUCGGAUCACUAUACCUAUGAAAGAAUAUCAUUACAUUGGAUGACAAUGUUCAGAUCUAUGGGGGUUAAUUUGCCGAUAGUGCUAUGUGCUAAUAAAUCUGACUUAUUAACACAAGAUUCAUCGAUAUCCAUUAAAACACAGAAUUCAGAUGAAUUUGUUCCUUUGAUUAACGAAUUCAAAGAAAUAGAAGCAUGUGUACGUUGCAGUGCCAAGGAUAACUAUAAUGUAGUGGAGGCAUUCUAUUUGUGCCAAAGAGCAAUUACACACCCCAUAUCUCCUAUCUUUGAUUCAAAGGAAGGCAAUUUAAAACCAGCAGCUGUUGCAGCUUUGAAGCGUGUGUUUUUCUUGUGCGAUAAAGACCAAGAUGGCUAUUUGAGCUUUAACGAAUUUUCUAACUUACAUCAAAAAUGCUUUAACCAUGCAUCAAGUGAAGAAGAGUAUCAAAAUAUUCUCUAUGCCAUUAAUAAGAUUAUAUACCCCGACGUAAAUUCAAAAGGUGAGACAAUUGGGAUAUCAGUAGACGGUUUCAUAAUAUUGAAUAAAAUGUAUGCUGAACGAGGACGUCAUGAAACUAUAUGGGGUAUACUAAGAACAUUUCACUAUACUAAUUCAUUAUCUUUAAAUGAUAAAUUUUUGUUUCCUCAACUAGAUGUUAACCCAAUCUCAAGUGUGGAAUUGGGUCCUAUAGGGUAUAAGUUUUUAGUUGAUCUAUUCCUUAAGUUCGACAAAGAUAACGAUGGUGGGUUGAAUGAAGAAGAAUUGGCGAAUUUAUUUCUUCCAACACCUGGGAUUCCAAAAUUGUGGAAAGAGUCACAAUUUCCGUCUUCAAUCGUUCGUAAUGAAGAAGGGUACGUUUCACUCCAAGGAUGGUUGGCACAAUGGAAUUUGACCACAUUUUUAGAUUAUAAGACAACCCUCGAGUACUUGGCAUAUUUAGGAUUUGAUGAUAACAGUUCGAUUAGCGCUGUGAAAAUUACAAAGCCAAGAAAAAGAAGGCAAAAACAGGGUAAAUUCUAUAGACAGCCUGUUAACGAUAGAAAUGUAUUCAAUUGUUUUAUAUUGGGAGCACCAAAAUCUGGUAAAACUUCUUUGCUAGAACUGUUUUUACGAGGUUCAUAUAGUGAUGUAUAUUCUCCGACCAUUAAGCCUAGAAUAUGCGUUAAAGAUAUCGAGUUAAGAGGUGGUAAACAGUGCUAUUUAAUACUCGAGGAGCUAGGGGAACAAGAGCCAGCUAUACUUGAAAACAAAAAGAGAUUGGAUCAAUGUGAUGUGAUUUGCUACACAUACGACUCAUCAGAUCCAGAGUCGUUUCAAUACUUGGUAGAUUUGAGAGAAAAAUACUCUUCAUUAUUGGAUGAAGUACCUUCUGUAUUUGUUGCAUUAAAAGCGGACUUAGACAAACAAGAACAAAGAUCAGAUGUCCAGCCUGAAAACUAUACUAGAGACUUGUUCUUGAGCUCUCCACUUCAUAUAUCCUCUACGUGGACUACCUCUUUGCACGAACUAUUUAUUCAAUUGGUGGAUGCUGCGAAAAUGCCCAGUUCUUUCACUCCUGGUCUUGAAAGAGAACCUGAAAAUCCAAAUAAUGAAAAUGUCAAGCACAUAGUUAUGGCUGGAGGGGCGGUGUCAUUAAUGGCUAUAGUAUCUAUAUGGAUUUGGAAGAGUUCAUUACAAAGCUCAAGAACUUGA
Debaryomyces fabryi is the source of this 2058-nucleotide messenger RNA. Its product is annotated as ERMES complex Ca(2+)-binding regulatory GTPase. Gene Ontology annotation, biological process: small GTPase-mediated signal transduction; mitochondrion organization; regulation of mitochondrion organization. Gene Ontology annotation, cellular component: mitochondrial outer membrane. Gene Ontology annotation, molecular function: GTPase activity; GTP binding; calcium ion binding. The record is from RefSeq and is a predicted model, not a curated record. NCBI's taxonomy places the organism in Eukaryota, Fungi, Ascomycota, Pichiomycetes, Serinales, Debaryomycetaceae. The transcript has a single exon. Bases 1 to 2058 code for a protein of 685 amino acids.